This is a messenger RNA of Felis catus (domestic cat), 6563 nucleotides long. It is a transcript of the gene PLEKHH2, whose product is annotated as pleckstrin homology, MyTH4 and FERM domain containing H2. Gene Ontology annotation, cellular component: cytoplasm; cytoskeleton. The record is from RefSeq and is a predicted model, not a curated record. Lineage: Eukaryota; Metazoa; Chordata; Mammalia; Carnivora; Felidae. Gene Ontology annotation, biological process: negative regulation of actin filament depolymerization. The coding region runs from base 158 to 4642 and encodes 1494 amino acids. The transcript has 30 exons. Gene Ontology annotation, molecular function: actin binding.
UACUCUGGCCUCCAGUCCUAGGAGAAGGCGGUGCCCUGCCCCGGCCCUCUCCAGGCUUGGAGCGAGGCGGGCACCCGCGGAGAGUCCCGGCAGCCCCGCGCCAGGCGCGGCCAGGACUUCGGGCACUGCAGCCAGGGUCCCGCAGCAGAGAAUAAAUAUGGCAGAGCUUACUGAGACAGAAGGACCAGUAGAUUGGAAAGAACGAUGUGUGGCUCUGGAGUCCCAGCUCAUGAAAUUUAGAGUUCAAGCAAGCAAGAUAAGAGAGCUUUUAGCUGAGAAGAUGCAACAGCUUGAGAGACAAGUUAUUGAUGCUGAGCGUCAAGCAGAAAAAUCUUUCCAACAGGUACAAGUUAUGGAAGAGAAAUUAAAAGCAGCUAAUAUUCAAACCAGUGAAUCAGAGACAAGGUUGUAUAAAAAGUGUCAAGAUCUGGAGACCCUAAUACAGGAAAAAGAUGACAUUAUUCAAAACUUGGAAUUGCAACUUGAGGAACAGAAACAAAUAAGGAUACAAGAAGCUAAAAUAAUAGAAGAGAAAGCAGCUAAGAUCAAAGAAUGGGUAACACUUAAAUUAAAUGAGCUGGAAGUAGAGAAUCAGAAUCUUCGUUUGAUCAACCAAAGUCAAACUGAAGAGAUAAGAACAAUACAGUCAAAACUACAAGAAGUUCAGGGGAAGAAGUCAUCCAUUGUCUCUACACCAAAGUUCUCAGAAGGCCAGCGCCUAAGCAGUUUGACCUUUGGGUGCUUUUUGUCCCGAGCAAGGAGUCCUCCUCAAGUAGUAAAAUCUGUGGAAAUGAGCAAGAUAUCAUCUAAAGAACCUGACUUCGCUGAGGGAAAAGACAUAGAAGAAAUGGAAAUUCCAGAAAAGUCAGGCGAGAACCAAAUCCAGGAAAACAACCGGGGUCCGAGAACAUUGCAUCAAACCACUUGUGUCUCAGAACAGAAUCGGAAAACAAGAACAAGCUUUGCAACAGAUGGUGGCACGUCCCAGAAUUCUGGGGCUCCAGGGAGUGACUGGAGUUCGGACGAGGAAGGUGGGAGCAAAGGAAGAUCCAAGAGCAGGUACACGUCCACCCUUUCCAGUCACACGUCAGAGGAAGGCGUCCAGGGUAGCAGAAUGGGCAGCGAGGCGUAUCUGACAGCAUCCGAUGACAGCAGUUCCAUAUUUGAAGAAGAAACUUUUGGCAUAAAGAGACCGGAGCAUAAGAAGCUGUAUUCUUGGCAACAGGAGGCACAGUGGAAAGCUCAGAAUUGUCCCCUUGGAAAGGGAAAUUCUGAAUCAGAUAAAAAGGAGCACGAUAGUUCAUCGGAUGAACUGAAUAAAAAAUUUCAGUCUCAAAGACUGGAUUAUUCAUCUUCGUCCAGCGAGGCUAAUACACCAAGCCCUAUUUUGACCCCAGCUUUGACUCCAAAGCAUCCUAACUCACUUUCUGGAAAAGGAACACAAUUAGUGCCUUCAUCAAACCUGCCACCCCCGAAGUUAAGGAUUCCUAAUGUUUUCAGUAUAAGUGUGGCACUAGCCAAAAGGCACUUAAGCCAGCCACAGUUAAGUUCUGAUAGGAUGUUUGGUACAAACAGAAAUGCCAUCAGCAUGAUCCGGCCGCUCAGACCUCAGGAAACAGAUCUUGAUCUAGUUGAUGACGACGGUACAGAAAUUUUAGAGAAUAUGGACACUAGUUGUGAUGACGGAUUGUUUUCCUAUGACUCCCUGGAGUCCCCUUGCUCUGACGACCAGGAAAGCUGUGACUCAGCCAAGAAGCCGGCCUGCAGCAAACCACCAACUCCGCCCCUGCACCGGUUUCCCUCUUGGGAGAGCAGAAUUUAUGCUGUAGCCAAAUCAGGUAUUCGAAUGUCUGAGGCCUUCAAUAUGGAGAAUGUUAAUAAAAAUUCUGCCCCUCUGCUCUCCUAUACCACAUCAGGACUCUAUACCUCCCUGAUAUACAAGAAUAUGACAACCCCAGUGUAUACAACGUUGAAGGGGAAGGCAACCCAAAUAAGCAGCAGCCCGUUCCUGGAUGACUCCUCUGGGUCAGAGGAAGAAGAUAGUUCCAGAUCCAGCUCCCGGACUUCGGAGUCAGACACGCGCAAUCGAAGCGGGCCAGGCAGCCCCAGAGCAAUGAAACGAGGUGUGUCUCUUUCUUCUGUGGCUUCUGAAAGUGACUAUGCCAUUCCCCCAGAUGCUUACCCCACAGACACAGAAUACUCACAGCCAGAGCAGAAGCUUCCUAAAACUUGCUCAUCUUCCAGUGAUAACGGGAAAAAUGAACCCCUGGAAAAAUCUGGCUAUUUAUUAAAAAUGAGUGGUAAAGUCAAGACGUGGAAGAGGAGAUGGUUCGUUCUCAAAGGUGGUGAAUUACUUUACUAUAAAUCUCCGAGUGACGUAAUUAGAAAACCCCAGGGCCAUAUUGAACUUAGCGCAACCUGCAGUAUUUUAAGAGGAGAUAACAAACAAACAGUUCAGCUGACCACUGAAAAACACACCUACUAUCUGACUGCAGAUUCUCCCAAUAUAUUGGAAGAAUGGAUUAAAGUAUUGCAGAAUGUUCUCCGAGUACAAGCUGCCGACCCACAUUUUCUGCAGCCUGAGGGCAAACCCACGGUGAAGGGAUUGCUCACCAAGGUAAAGCAUGGCUACUCCAAGAGAGUCUGGUGUACGCUUAUAGGAAAAACAUUGUAUUAUUUUCGUAGCCAAGAAGAUAAGUUUCCUUUAGGUCAGAUCAAACUCUGGGAAGCUAAAGUUGAAGAGGUUGACAGAUCCUGUGAUUCAGAUGAAGAUUAUGAAGCCAGUGGGCGAAGUCUAUUAUCCACACAUUACACCAUCGUGAUCCAUCCCAAAGACCAAGGUCCGACUUACCUCCUAAUUGGAUCCAAGCAUGAAAAGGACACUUGGCUUUAUCAUUUGACUGUUGCGGCAGGAAGUAACAAUGUAAAUGUUGGAUCUGAAUUUGAACAGCUGGUUUGCAAACUGCUCAAUAUCGAAGGAGAACCUUCCUCUCAGAUAUGGAGACACCCUACUUUGUGUCACAGCAAAGAAGGAAUCAUUUUCCCACUGACAACACUACCCUCUGAAGCUCUACAGACAGAAGCUAUUAAAUUAUUUAAGACAUGCCAGCUCUUUAUAAAUGCAGCAGUUGACUCCCCUGCGAUUGAUUACCAUAUAUCUCUAGCCCAGAGUGCUUUGCAAAUCUGUCUGACACAUCCUGAGCUACAGAAUGAAAUUUGCUGUCAGCUCAUUAAACAGACAAGACGGAGACAGCCACAGAAUCAACCAGGACCGCUGCAGGGCUGGCAGCUCUUGGCUCUCUGUGUUGGGCUCUUCCUUCCCCAUCAUCCUUUCCUGUGGCUCCUCAGGCUCCACCUAAAGAGGAAUGCAGAUUCCAGGACAGAAUUUGGAAAAUAUGCCAUUUACUGCCAACGGUGCGUAGAAAGAACACAACAAAAUGGAGACAGAGAAGCAAGACCCUCAAGGAUGGAAAUCCUUUCAACCCUUCUUCGAAACCCUUAUCAUCAUUCUUUGCCGUUCAGUAUCCCCGUGCACUUCAUGAAUGGGAUCUAUCAGGUAGUUGGAUUUGAUGCGUCCACCACAGUGGAAGAGUUUUUGAAUACUUUGAACCAGGAUACAGGCAUGAGAAAGCCAACACAGUCUGGCUUUGCAUUAUUCACAGAUGAUCCUUCUGGCAGGGAUUUAGAGCAUUGUCUUCAAGGAAACGUUAAGAUUUGUGACAUUAUUUCUAAGUGGGAACAGGCUUCCAAAGAACAGCAGCCUGGGAAAUGGGAAGGUACGAGAACUGUUCGUCUGACUUAUAAAAACAGACUGUAUUUCUCAAUGCAAGCUCGCGGAGAGACUGAUAGAGAAAAGUUGCUGUUAAUGUAUCAGACAAAUGAUCAAAUAAUAAACGGACUUUUUCCUCUGAACAAGGACCUGGCAUUAGAAAUGGCAGCUCUUUUAGCUCAGGUGGAGAUUGGAGAUUUUGAAAGACCCUUUUCAACUCCAGCAGGGCAUGUUCCUAAUCAGUGCAAAGCAAAUCAAACUCUAAAACAAGUCAUAGAAAAAUUUUAUCCUAAAAGGUAUAGAGAUGACUCCUCUGAAGAACAGUUAAGGCAGCUCUGCCAGCGACUGUCAACCAGAUGGAUGGCCCUCCGGGGACACAGUGCUGCUGAUUGUGUGCGCAUUUAUUUGACAGUAGCCAGGAAGUGGCCAUUCUUUGGUGCCAAGUUAUUUCUUGCAAAACCCAUAACUCCAUCACCACUCGGAAGUACUGUCAUGUGGCUGGCUAUCCACGAGGAUGGCUUAAGCGUCUUAGAAUACAAUUCCAUGAGGUUAAUAAUCAGCUAUGUGUACAAGAGUCUAAUGACCUUUGGAGGUCAUCAAGAUGAUUUUAUGAUAGUCAUUAACAAUACACAUUCAAAGGACAAACCAACAGAGAAAUUACUUUUUGCCAUGGCAAAACCCAAGAUUCUUGAAAUCACUCUUUUGAUCGCCAGUUACAUAAACAACUUCCAUCAGCAAAAGGCAGCCUUUCACCACCACCUCUCUGCUCCGGCUCUGCUCUCAGCCCAGACCCGGGGGCCGGAAGCCAGGGCAGCGGGAGGCCAGCCCCUGCUGUCAAGCAGCAGACCCACCAAAGGCCCCACUCUGCUGUGAAAGCUCGGGAGCCUGAACCCUCACUCCCAUCCUCCAGCCAAUGGCUGCGUCAGCUGCAGAUAAGUGCGCUGACACACUGGCAGUGUUGCGCCCACACUGGUUUUCCAAACUUCAAAAAUGUGGGCGUUUCUCUCUUUCAUUUGAUCCUUAAAUAUUCAAAUGAACACGACUAAUGAACCAUGAGCACAAAAUUCGCCCACGUGCUGAUAUUCUCCUAGAUUAAAUGGGUUAGAAUUCAUCAUUUUUCCACCUCCUUUGUCCCUUGCCAUCAGACACAUCAUGCAGUGUGGCAUUGUUUUGUCUCUUGAAAAAAAUAUUCUGGCAAAGGGAGCUGCCAAACUCCCGUUUGGCAAACCAGUUAAUUAUUUGGAAGCGCUCACUGCCAAAAAAUUAAGUGCUGUGAUUCAGUGUGCUUUUAAUGAACGAUAUGGUGUUCGGAAGGACAUGUACAGUGUCAGCAACAGCCGCAGGGUGCUGUUUAGUGGCGCAGUUUUAGAGCCGGCACAGUGCUUGUGGCACCAGGAAUCACCGUGAGUAAACAAGAGUUAGGUAACCAGAGCCUCCUGUGUGGUAUUAGAAAGUGCAGCCUGUCACCUUUUCGGAUCACUGGAGUGUACAGUUUAAAACGAGACAGUGACUCCUCACAUUCCUUGGCUAUUACUGGAUGGCCCGAGUUCACUGGAGUAUUGCCCACAUUUCCUUGCAUUUGGUGCUGGGUCAUCUUGACCUCAUUUUGUUAAAUAACAUCUUUGAAAACAAACAGAUGCUUAAAACUUUGCCCUCGUAUAGUCAUUUUUAAUUAUGGUUUUAGUAUAAAUGUCCCCAAAGUAUAUUUUAAAAGAAAAGAGAAAGAAUUCUUCUGUCAAAGGAGGUAAACUUUUAGUUGAGAGAGUCUAGAAAUGUGUUACUUUGCUGGAAUACAUGAGUGGUCAGUUCGUUCCAGUAUGUGCCAAAACAAAGUAAUUAGUAUUCAUGAUAAAAAUGAAACUGUGAUAAGACAUGAAAAUUAUAUUAUAAAACUGUUUAAUUGCAAUAGUAAUCAUGAGUAUACUUAAUUUUAUUUAUGUGGAGAAUAUUUGUAUUUAUUUUUUGGACAUGUAUUUAUCACUUUGUGUGUGGUAUUUGUUUUUUUUUAACCAAUUUGAAAAAAAAAAUGUUAGCUGCUGAUUUAAUUUGUUGGCAGAGCCUUCAUAGUUUCCUCUUUGCUGCUUUCUCCCUAUGGCAAUAUACUGUUGUCACACUAAGACUUUUAUAAAAAUAUUUCCAUCUUGUAUUAGCGUCCUUCGAAAGGGCAGAGCCAAGAAAUACACUGCUCAGCUAAGAUUUUUGCUUUAUUGGGAAUGACAAAAAGAAGGUCAAAAAACCCCAUAGAAAUAGAUUUCCAUUUACUAUUUCCCCGAAUCUUUUGAGCCACAGCCACUCUCUGCAUAAGCAAGUUGAUUUUUGAGAAUAAACGAGUUACCAAUUUGCGAUGAUUCUCAGGAGUCUUUUGGCUGGCAUCCAAUAGAGUUUCUUAGUUCCCAGGAAACUGUUCAGUAAUCACUAGUUGGUGAGCCAGAGGCUUGGCAGAGCUUACAUCUGUGUGAGGACUUUAUUCCCAGGCAAUAGUUACUUCACCAUCGGGUAAGCACACCCCACUCCAAAUCUUCUCAUUUGAACAAGUAGUGAAGGCUUAGCUUAAAUGGUGGCAUUUAUUUUUGAUAGAACAGAGAUAAAAUAUUUUGAUGGAAAGAAAUCAAUUUUCUGUAACUGAUGAUGUGAAAAUUUUAUUUUCUGGGAAAUUACUUAUAUAGCCAUUUAAAAAAUUCAAAGUAUGUUAUUAUGAUUGGUUACAAGAGAAUAACGUUACAUGUUUAAUUGUCAUAUUUGUCUCCUAUCAUUUUCUUCCCUUUCAAUCAUAAUAAAUGAUUUACAAAACCCA